AUUACGAAUAAAAUCGAUAUGGUGGUUUGCAGUACAACACAUUAACACUACAACGAGACGCGUCAGCCGGUCGUUCGUACGCCGUAUCCUGUGACACGAGUUUGAAUUUAUGGUUUUUCAACYAGCAGUUUUUAAUGUUUUUAAUAUCUGUGCGUUCGUUCGGUGUUGGUAGGUCGAUUGGUGGUUGAUACUUAAAUUAUGGUUAUUUUAUCAGUCAGCGUUCGUUCGUUCGUAUUAGUAGCUGACUAGUGACUAUUGUCGGCGUCGUUCGGUGAUUCACUCGUUCGUCACUUAUUGACCGCCAUUAUGCAAUCUGCUCGCGAUUGCGUAGAUCGCGACUGAUGCGUGUCCGAUUCGCUCUGGUUAAAUAGUUAUUGCGCAAGCUGCCCAGUUACAUAAUUAGUAAAGUUUUUCUCUGAGUCGUUUUGUUUACAACGGCUCAAAUCGUCUGUUUACGGUUGUCAUUCUUGAUUCAUUCGGAUAGUUGUCUCAAAUAACUAGAUACAAUGAGUCAGUGUUUUGUUUGUGAUGGAACAUUGGGUAAUAAAAAUACUCGGUUGUCUACAAACAUUACACCAUUUAGUAAUGUGCCAUACCUAGAAAAGAUAUCUGAGCUUCUGGGAGAAGAAUUUGUGAUUGCUGUUAACUCUGAUGAUCAUAUGUGCCAGAAAUGUACAUCAAUGUUGAGUCAUAUUGACAAGUUGGAAAAUGAUUUGAAACUUGUUAAAAACUCAAUAAUGUCACAUAUACAAAACAAAUAUGAAAUAUUGCCUCUUGGCCAAGCUGAAAAUUCCGUUGAGAAUACCAAUCAGUUAAAUGAAAAUUUAAUGGCCAACAAACAGCAAAAUCUUGGUCAGUUUAUACUACCAAAUAAAGUUCCAGUAAAAAAAAUUCCUACUAUUGUCCCAAUGCCAGUCAAAWAUCCAAUUCAAAUUUUAAAAAUACAACCACAGCAGAAACAAAAUCCGCAACAGGUACAAAAUAAGCAACAAUUUCAAAAACAACAAAGUGGCGCUAACAGCACAAAAUCAUUUAAAUUUAAUACACAAUAUGUUAAAUUAAAGAAGCUUACUUAUUCAAUUGAAAGAAAACCUGAAAAUCCAAAUCCAAUUGUUACUCAAACUGAAAGUGCUGAAAUCUUAACUCCGGUACCACAAAAGAAAAAUGUGACCUAUAGAUGCCAAUUAUGUUUCAAAUCUUUUGAUAGUCGACCUGUUUGCGUUGAACACAUUCAGAAAGAACAUAAAAAGUCAGCUACAUCAAUUUCAAAUARGAAAAGUGAAAUAAAACAUUCUUUUACGGAUACUGUCAACAUCUCAAAUCUUCAUCCUGCAACUACCCAAAAAAAUAAUCAAAAAUUGAAGUCACUCAUGGACAUAGAUAAUAAUGAACAGGAUAAUAAAAAUGGCACUUUAAGUACAGAUAUGAUCUCAAACGACAAUGUACCUGCUACAAAAUAUGCAAAUACUGAACUAGAAAAAGAAACUGAUAACUUUUCGAAAGCUAAGACUAAGACAGUAAAAGAAAUCAAACUCAUCACAAAAUCUGAUCCUGUCAAAGAAAAAAAAGUAAAAAUAAAAGAAGAAGAAGGAGAAGAUAAAAAGAAAGAGGAGGAGGAUAAAGAAGAAAAAAAAGGAAAGUAUGAUAAAGAAGAUGCAGCCAAGCUUGAAAAAGAUACUCCAUCCAGAUCUAAGAAAAAAGUUGUUGAAGAUUCUGUGAAUUUAAAGAACAAAAAAAGGAGAUCUAAAUUUCGAAAAAAUAUUGGCAACAAUCCAUAACAAAAACCUUCCAACCAAUACCAGAAAUUCAAUAACCAACAUUGAGAUUUAUGUAACUG
Messenger RNA from Diuraphis noxia (Russian wheat aphid), 1837 nucleotides. RefSeq lists its product as uncharacterized. NCBI's taxonomy places the organism in Eukaryota, Metazoa, Arthropoda, Insecta, Hemiptera, Aphididae. The record is from RefSeq and is a predicted model, not a curated record.